AUGGCCGUGGGCACCCAGCUGUGGCUGCUGCUCUGGAAGAACUUCACCUACCGGCGGAGGCAGAGGAUCCAGCUGGCCAUCGAGCUGCUGUGGCCCCUCUUCCUCUUCGUCAUCCUGAUCUCUGUGCGUCGCUCCCACCCGCCCUUCAUGCAGCACGAGUGCCACUUCCCCAACAAGGCGCUGCCGUCGGCCGGGACGCUGCCCUGGAUCCAGGGCAUCAUCUGCAACAUGAACAACCCCUGUUUCCGCUACCCAACAGCGGGCGAAGCCCCUGGCACCGUGGGCAACUUUGACGGCUCCAUCCUCCUGCGCCUGCUGGGGGAUGUGCGGCGGGUGCUGCUCAGUGCGCAGGGGACGCAGCUGCGCGGCCACGCGGGACGGCUCCUGCGCGCCCUGCAGCAGCUGCGGGGCAGCGUGGCGCUGCCGAGGGCGCUGCCCCUCGGGGGAUCCCUGCGGGAGGUCCAGAGCUUCUCCCGCUUCCUGCGCCUCAACACGUCGCUGCCGCCAGCACUGGUGGAUGAGCUGCUGGCGGCCCAGCUCAACCUGCGUGGCCUCGCCCGGGUGGGUGCCCGGGUCCCACUGGAGGCCCUGGUGUGCGAUCCCGACGCGCUGGCGAAUGUCCUGGUGGCGGGUGAUGCCGCGGGCGCGCGGCGCCUGCAGCAAGGGCUCUGUGCGCUGCCCGGCCCCACGCUGCGCGCCCUGGAACGCGCCUUUCUCACCCAGCUCGAUGUGCCCCGGCUCCUCGCGGAGCAGCUCAGCGUGGGCAUGGACGACGUGGCUGAUGCCACAGCGGCCCUGGCCGCGGUGCUGCAGGGUGCCGAGAUGCUGCUGCAGGAGGUCUCCUCCAGCAGCAGCUUCGCGGAGCUGCGGCAGGAGCUGGCGGUGCUGGCGGCUGCCAACGGCAGCAGCUCCCUGGUGGGCGCCCUCGGGGCGCUGUCCCGCAUCGCCUGUGGGCACCCCGAGGGCGGCGGCUUCCAUGUGCCCUCCCUCAACUGGUACGAGGACCACGAGCUCGGCGCCUUCCUGGACCGCAACAGCUCCGAGCGCAGCGCCGCGGACGCCAGCAACGCCAGCAGUCCCUUCUGCAAAGAGCUGCUCCGCAGCCUGGAGUCCAGCCCCAUCUCGCAGCUUUUCUGGAGGGGCGUCAGGCCGCUGCUCGUGGGCAAGAUCCUGUACACGCCGCCGGGCGCUGGCCCCGAGCGCGUCAUGGCUGAGGUGAACCGGCCCUUCCGGGAGCUGGCGGCGCUGCGGGACGCGGCGGGCGCCUGGCGGGAGCUGGCGCCCCGGCUCUACACCUUCCUCAACAGCAGCCUGGAGAUGCGGCUCGUGCAGGAGCUGCUGCAGGCCCCGGGCUCCGCGCGCCUCCUGGACAGGCUCCUCAACGGCACCUCCUGGGACCUGCCGGCGCUGGCCGCCUUCCUGGCUGCGCCGGCCACGGGCCCCGGCCUCACCUGGCACCGGGUGUUCGCCGAGGCUGACCGGGCGGUGGGGACACUGGCGCAGCUGCUGGAGUGCGUCCAGCUGGACAAGAUCGAGGCGGUGGCCACCGAGGAGCAGCUGGUGGCCCGGGCGCUGCAGCUGCUGGAGCAGCGGCAGUUCUGGGCCGCCGUGGUGUUCGAGGGAGCCGCCACCAGCCCGGCCGGCACGCUGCCCCGCCACGUGCGCUACAAGAUCCGCAUGGACAUCGACGAGGUCACGAGGACCAACAAGAUCAAGGACAGGUUUUGGGACCCGGGCCCGGCGGCCGACCCCUUCAGCGACCUGCGCUACGUGUGGGGCGGCUUCGCCUACGUGCAGGACCUGGUGGAGCAGGCGGUGGUGCGGGCGCAGAGCGCGGCCGCCCCCCGCACCGGCGUCUACCUGCAGCAGAUGCCCUAUCCCUGCUACGUGGAUGACGUGUUCCUGCGCGUGCUGAACCGCUCGCUGCCACUCUUCAUGACGCUGGCCUGGAUCUACUCGGUGGCCAUGAUCAUCAAGGGGGUGGUGCACGAGAAGGAGACGCGCCUCAAGGAGACCAUGAAGACCAUGGGGCUGAGCAGCGGCAUCCUCUGGCUCAGCUGGUUCCUCAGCAGCUUCAUCCCCUUCCUCCUCAGCUCGGCCUUUCUCGUCCUCAUCCUCAAGCUAGGGAACAUACUGCCCUACAGCGACCCCGCCGUGAUCUUCCUCUUCCUCGGCACCUUCUCGGUUGCCACCAUCUGUCAGUGCUUCCUCAUCAGCACCUUCUUCCUCCGCGCCAACCUGGCCUCGGCUUGUGGCGGCAUCAUCUACUUCUCCUUCUACCUGCCCUACGUGCUGUGCGUGGCCUGGCGGGACCACGUCACCUUCCCUCUCCGCGUGCUCAUGAGCCUGCUGUCGCCGGUGGCCUUCGGCUUUGGCUGCGAGUACUUCUCGCUCUACGAGGAGCAGGGCGAGGGCAUCCAGUGGCACAACCUGGGCGCCAGCCCCGUGCCCGGGGACCCCUACAACUUUGCCACGGCCAUGGCGCUGCUGCUGCUGGACGCCGGCCUCUACGGCCUGGCCACCUGGUACAUCGAGGGCGUCCUGCCAGGUCGCUACGGAAUUCCCAAGCCCUGGAACUUCCCCUUCCUGCGGAGCUACUGGUGCAGCGAGGAACCAUCGGGCGGGCUCCCCCCGCACCCCACCGCCGCGCUGGCUGCGCCCACAGUGCUGGUGGAGGAGCCGCCGGCCCAGCUCCCGCCCGGCGUCUCCAUCCGCAACCUGGUGAAGAUUUACCGCAAGGGCGGCCGCGCGGCCGUCGACGGGCUCAGCCUGGACUUCUACGAGGGCCAGAUCACCUCCUUCCUGGGCCACAACGGGGCUGGCAAGACCACUACCAUGUCCAUCCUCACCGGGCUCCUGCCGCCCACCUCCGGCACCGCCUACAUCCAGGGCUGGGACAUCCGCAGCGACAUGGACAGCAUCCGCAGGACCAUGGGCACCUGCCCGCAGCACAACGUGCUCUUUGACAUCCUCACCGUGGAGGAGCACAUCUGGUUCUACGGGCGGCUCAAGGGGCUCUCCGAGGAGCAGGUGCAGCGGGAGACGGAGCAGCUGCUUCACGAUACGGGGCUGCCGCACAAGCGGCGCGAGCAGACGAGGAGCCUCUCGGGCGGCAUGCAGAGGAAGCUCUCGGUGGCCAUCGCCUUUGUGGGUGGCUCGCGCGUGGUGCUGCUGGACGAGCCCACGGCCGGCGUGGACCCCUACUCGCGCCGCAGCAUCUGGGAGCUGCUGCUCAAGUACCGCGCAGGCCGCACCAUCAUCCUGUCCACGCACUACAUGGACGAGGCCGACCUGCUGGGCGACCGCGUGGCCAUCGUGGCGCGGGGCCGGCUCUGCUGCUGCGGCUCCCCGCUCUUCCUCAAGACCCGGCUGGGCACUGGCUACUACCUCACGCUGGUGAAGCGGGAGCGGGGCGGCGUGGGCGCCCCUGGCCCCCCCGGCCCCCCCAGGAAGGACGGGAGCGACUCGGAGCGCAGCAGCGACACGGGCCUGGGCAGCGAGCGGGACAGCGAGGCCAGCACCGUGGAUGUGCCCCAGCUCUCGCUGCUGAUCCAGAGGCUGGUCCCAGGCUCACGGCUGGUGGAAGACAUCGGGCAGGAGCUGCUCUUCGUGCUGCCCUACAACAGGGCCGAGGACGGCUCCUUCGCGGAGCUCUUCCGGGAGCUGGACGGGCGCCUGGGCGAGCUGGGCAUCUCCAGCUAUGGCAUCGCGGACACGAGCCUGGAGGAGAUCUUCCUGCGGGUGACCGAGGACGAGGGGGUGGACGUUGAUGUGGCAGUCCAAGGAGCCAGGAGAGCCGAGGAGCCGCAGGAGACAGACCGGCUGCGCGGCACCGGCCCCCGGGGGUCCCGCCGCGCCGCGGGCUGGGCGCUCGCCCGCCAGCAGCUCCGCGCGCUCUUCAUCAAGCGGCUGCUGCACGCGCGGCGCAGCACGCGCGGCUUCUUCGCCCAGAUCGUGCUGCCCGCCGUCUUCGUCUGCAUCGCGCUGCUCUUCAGCCUCAUCGUGCCGCCAGUGGGGCGGUACCCGCCGCUGCGCCUGCGCCCCUCCAUGUACGGGCCGCAGUUCACCUUCUUCAGCGACGACGCGCCGGGGGACCCCAACACCGCGCGGCUGCUGGCCGCCCUCCUGGCCGAGCCCGGCUUCGGCACCGAGUGCAUGAAGGGCGAAGGGGACGCCGCGGGGCCGUGCCCGCCGGCCUCCCACCCCGACGGGUUCCGGGUGCCGGUGGCGUCGCCAGCCGCGCUGGCUGCGCUGCGGCACAGGAACGGGACCGCGGCGGAGCCGUCGCCGCCGUGCCGCUGCAGCGCGCCCGGCGCCCGCAGGAUGCUGCCCGACUGCCCUGACGGCGCCGGGGGGCUGCCCCCACCACAGGUGCAAAGGGGCACUGGGGACGUCCUGCAGAACCUGACAGGCAGGAACAUCUCCGACUACCUGGUGAAGACCUAUCCGCAGAUCAUCCGGCAGGGGCUGAGGAACAAGAAGUGGGUGAAUGAGCACAGGUACGGCGGCUUCUCGCUGGGCGCCCGCAGCUCCCAGCUCCUGCCGUCGGCGGAGGAGGUGGACGCGGCCGUGCAGGAGCUCCGGGCGCUGUUCAAUGUCACGCCGGGCAGCCCUGCGGACCGGCUGCUCAGCAACCUCAGCCGCUUCAUGGAGGGCCUGGAGACGCGCAGGAACAUCAAGGUCUGGUUCAACAACAAGGGCUGGCACGCCAUGGUCUCCUUCCUCAACGUGGCCAGCAACGGGCUGCUGCGGGCCGGACUGCGGGCGGGCGCUGACCCCGCGCGCUUCGGCAUCACAGCCACCAACCACCCGCUCAACCUCACCAAGGAGCAGCUCUCGGAGGCUGCGCUGAUGGCCACCUCGGUGGACGUGCUGGUCUCCAUCUGCGUGAUCUUCGCCAUGUCCUUCGUCCCGGCCAGCUUCGUGCUCUUCCUCAUCGAGGAGCGGGUCAGCAAGGCCAAGCACCUGCAGUUCGUCAGCGGCCUGAAGCCCGUCACCUACUGGCUGGGCAACUUCGCCUGGGACAUGUGCAACUACCUGGUGCCCGCGCUGCUCGUUGUCCUCAUCUUCGUCUGCUUCCAGCAGAAAUCCUACGUGUCCUCGGCCAACCUGCCCGCCCUGGUCCUGCUGCUGCUGCUCUAUGGCUGGUCCAUCACGCCCCUGAUGUACCCGGCCUCCUUCCUCUUCAGCAUCCCCAGCACCGCCUACGUGGCCCUGACCUGCAUCAACCUCUUCAUCGGCAUCAACGGCAGCGUGGCCACCUUUGUGCUGGAGCUCUUCGUGGACCAGAACCUCAACGACAUCAACCGCGUCCUCAAGAAAGUCUUCCUUGUCUUCCCGCACUUCUGCCUGGGCCGGGGCCUCAUUGACAUGGUGAAGAACCAGGCCAUGGCCGAUGCCUUUGAGAGGUUUGGGGACAAGCGCUUCGUGUCCCCGCUGCGCUGGGAGCUGGCAGGCAAGAACAUGUUCGCCAUGGCGCUGGAAGGCGUCAUCUUCUUCCUCCUCACGUUGCUGCUGCAGUACCGCUCCUGCCUGUGGCUCAGGCCCCCGGCGCCGCCGCUGCCGCCGCUGGGCCAGGAGGACGAGGACGUGGCCCGGGAGCGCGCGCGGGUGGGCGCCGCGCCGAGCGCCUCCCACGUGCUGCUGCUCAGGGACCUCACCAAGGUUUACCGGGGCAGGAAGGUGCCGGCCGUGGACCGGCUCUGCGUGGCCAUCCCGCCCGGCGAGUGCUUCGGCCUGCUGGGGGUGAACGGCGCCGGCAAGACGACCACCUUCAAGAUGCUCACGGGGGACACAGAGGUGACGCUGGGGGAGGCCUGGCUGCAGGGGCACAGCGUCCGCACCGAGCUGCCCUCCGUGCACCAGAGCAUGGGCUACUGCCCGCAGUUCGAUGCCAUCACCGACCUGCUCACAGGCCGCGAGCACCUCGAGUUCUACAGCCGCCUGCGCGGGGUGCCCGAGGAGGAGACGGCCGGGGUGGCUCAGUGGGGCAUCGCCAAGCUGGGGCUGGGGCCACACGCGGACCAGCCGGCCGGCAAGUACAGCGGGGGCAACAAGCGCAAACUGUCCACGGCCAUCGCGCUGCUCGGCUGCCCGCCCGUCGUCUUCCUGGAUGAGCCCACAACAGGCAUGGACCCGCGGGCCCGGCGCUUCCUCUGGGACUGCAUCCUCAGCGUCAUCAGGGAGGGCAGGUCCGUGGUGCUCACGUCGCACAGCAUGGAGGAGUGCGAGGCGCUGUGCACCCGCAUGGCCAUCAUGGUGAACGGCCGCUUCCGCUGCCUGGGCAGCAUCCAGCACCUCAAGAACCGGUUCGGUGACGGCUACACGGUGGUGGUGCGGGCGGGCGCGCGUGGGCCAGCGCUGCUGGAGGGCGCCCUGCGGCGCCGCUUGCCCGGCCUCGUGCUGCAGGAGCGGCACGGCGCCCUGCUGCGCUGCCGCCUGCCCGCCGCCGCCGCCUCCCUCGCCACCGUCUUCAGCGUCCUGGCCGCCGAGCGCGAGCCCUGCGGCAUCCAGGACUACUCCGUGUCCCAGACCACACUGGAUCAGGUGUUCGUGCAAUUCGCCAAGGAGCAGGGUGAUGGGGACCCCGCUGGGGACGUGGCGCUGGGGCAGGACGCGGCCCCCAUGCCCGCGCAGGUGCUGGAGGACGAGAGCUGCCAGGAGAGCGCGGUGUGA
Molecule: messenger RNA, 6675 nt
Organism: Nothoprocta perdicaria
Lineage: Eukaryota; Metazoa; Chordata; Aves; Tinamiformes; Tinamidae
Gene: ABCA7
Product: ATP binding cassette subfamily A member 7
Exons: 49
Coding region: 1-6675 (2224 amino acids)
Biological process (GO): lipid transport; transmembrane transport
Cellular component (GO): membrane; intracellular membrane-bounded organelle
Molecular function (GO): lipid carrier activity; ATP binding; ATP hydrolysis activity
Source: RefSeq, a predicted model, not a curated record